AGAAGGAAAAUUCUACAGUGCAUUCCGAAAUGGCUGCUUUCUUUGAUUGACUGACUGAUUGCUUGCUUGUUUGCUUACUUACUUGAUUUACACUGAGUGAGACGAUAUGGGAAGCUUUGGUCAGAGGAGUCAUGAUGCGAAGGUCCACAUCGAGCAGUCGGAGACGAGAAGCGAAGUCAAUCGGUUACUAAGUGUACAGUUUUGAGCUACUGGACGGGUGUGGGAAAGUUGAGAGCGUGGGGACUCUGUUUCUGGCCGUGUUUGCCGCCGAGAUUCUGGUGGAUCUGUGGCAAUAGACCUGGAAUGUACCAGGUGGGUUGUAAUCAGGGCACCUCAAACCUGUGGCGACACUCGUUGCACCUCCGGAGGCAAUUACCAGCAACGACAAAAAAAGUUGGAUAAAAAGGCCGGAAUGCGGAUCGUCUGCGUCUGUCUGGAUUGAACCCCAAAUCCCAUGGCUGCAGCACCGUUAGUCAGUCUCACGUUGGUGUCGUUGCAUUUACUGGCGCCGAGAAAAAGCGCACCUCAGCCGAACUCACUACAGGACUGCGUCAGUUACGCACUGAGACCAUUCUCCAAACCCAUGGGUUCGUCUUUCUUCGUCUGUGCGGCUGGUGCUCCGGAAUCAACCCCGGCCAGAGCUUCCAAUUGUACAACGGGGUCUUUUUGAGAAUUCUCUGUUGAUGCGUCAAGUACCAUGGAUGUGUAGCUCACGCAUCAUUCCGGUACUCUCAAGGCUCUACGACCAGGAUCUCUACGCAUCGCGCGCCCCUACAACCCUAUGAGAACAUAACAAUAUGCAAAGAUAAUCAGAUACACUGAACGAACUAUUGACGGUCAGGAGGUGUUCUUGACCUGAAUUAUAGGUAUUCCCGAUACGAAAUUAUAUUGAGGGAGUGGACAGCAUAACAAUCUGUGUUAGUUCAACUAAUUGCGUGCCAUAUAAGUAGACGUCACGCCUGAUUCAAGAGGAAGUUAAAUGACAUUUCCUGGUUUAAAUUUUGAAUUUCAGAAGAAGGGAAUUCCACAUUCAAAACUGGGGCCCAAUCAGUGAGGCGGCGCAGAACACAAAUUAGUAAUGACUUCUUCGAUGCUGCAGUGUCUCUUUGCUAAAAAAGUCUUCACCAAAGUGUCCAAUAAUCGGGAACCUAUUACAUUCCAAUCGCAAUAAAUAAACUCGCAAUCCCCCAAGCACAAUCGGAGCAGCGGCUCUUCCGUGUCGAGUCCCCAUAAGUUCUAAGACCUUGUGGUAUCGUGGCCACUGUUGUGAUUACCCGGGUGGAACUCAUGCAUCUCCCACUCUCUUGUAUUUGAUUCUGUGGGGGUGGUACCUGAGUCUUUCUUUUUCCCUGUCAGACCCAUAGGUAGUGCCGCGGUCGCAAUUCUUGUGGUGGAUUGGCGACGGUGCGAAAUUAGAGGCUUCGAGUUUAUUGCUCUUUGAUCUGGGAACCAAUCUGCUUUCCACAGAAAUUCGCAGUAGCUAUCCAUGGAUGGCGAGGGCUGUGAUGGUUUUCAGUUGUCAUAUUCUCUGUGUGACACCGUUUUGACAGUUUGCUUGGGAGUACUGGAGCACAUGAGGCAUAUAGAACCUUGAAAGGCAUGUGUGUGGUCGUAACGUCAGGAAUUAGAAAGGUUGGGAUCGGCAAUCGCCAUUCUUGGUUGAAAAUUCGCAUCUGUUGCGCUGUACUUUGAGGUUUAUUUUCGCAGAGACCGAGGGAUAGAAGAUUCUGACAAUCUUGAGCCUGUAGGUUAGGGGGUGGAUAAAGAACUGUCGUUGGAUGUGGAGCUGAAGAAAUCAACUUAAUAACAUGUUGCUUUGGCUGGAAGCUUCUGUAAUUCCAGCGAUGUGAGAGGGCAAUUAUCCUCGUGGAGAAGUGGACCAUGUAGAGACGAUGUCGGCGGUAAUGCUUAUCCAGACCAUCGUGACAAUAUCUCAGAAUGAGUUGGUUGAAUGUGGCGGAUGAGUCAGCGCCGUAUAAUCCUCGGUUUGUGAAGUUUGUUUGCUCUUAGUGCCCCAUUCUCGGUCGGAGUUUAAGUUAAUGAGACCCAGUAAGUAUGGAGUAAUCACGUUGACAGGCGAUUGACCUCUGCAGCAAUCUUUUGCUACCUGCUCCUCGAGAAUUCAUUACAACCCGCGGAGAUGGAAGAAGGUCCAGAAACGGUGUUAGUGGGGGAUGGUUCAGUGGAUUACAAUGGACGACCAGCUAACAGGCUUGAGACGGGAGGAUGGCCAAGUGCCCCUUAUAAUUUCUUAAUGGAAUUUGCAGAGACCAUGGCCUUCAUCGGUCUGCAAAUCGACUUAGUGCUGUACUUGAUCAACAAGAUGAACUUUGCCCACACAAAGGCCGCCACCACAGUGACGAAUUUCGCAGGCACAGCGUUUCUGUGUCCGCUUUUUGGAGGAUUUCUUGCCGAUGCCUACCUUGGUCGCGUCUCGGUAGUUGUGAUCUUUGGCUGCGUGGAGCUUGUGGGCAUGUCGUUAAUGGUCAUCUCCGCUUCACUUCCAUCACUUCGGCCUCUUCCCUGCGGAACUUCACCGUGCAAGGCAUCGUCAUCAGCAGACCUGGCUGUCCUUUACUUGGGAAUGUACCUGAUUGCGCUCGGAUCCGGAGGAUUGAAGCCCUGCUUGUCAAGUUUGGGGGCUGACCAGUUCGACGAGACGCAUGAGAAAGAACGCCGUCUUUCAGCAGUCUACUUCAACUGGUAUUUCUUCAGCUUUGUGGUGGGAGGGCUUCUGGGGGUCACUGUGCUUGUCUACAUCCAGGAUAACAUCGGCUAUGAUGUGGGCUAUGGCAUUUGUCUUGCCUUAGUUGCAGUUAGUUUGGUCGUGUUCGUGGCCGGGUUUCAUCGUUACAGACGAAAGCCCCCCUCACAAAGUCCCCUGACGAGAAUUUUGCAAGUGAUAGUGGCUGCCUUUCGGAAAUUACGUUCUCCUCACCCUCCACCGGAAUACCUGUAUGAAAUAGACGACAAAGAAGCCACGCAGUUAGGGUUUCAAAAGAUCGACCACACCAGCAGCUGCAGAUUUCUCGAUAGAGCGGCCAUUGUAAACGCCAGUGAGAAGGAUCAUGAGCGGAAUAAGAGCAAGUGGGAGCUGUGCACAGUGACGCAGGUGGAAGAAACCAAAGCCAUGGCAAAGCUGAUGCCAAUUUGGACGGGGACCAUUAUCAUGAACGUGGUGCUUGCGCAGCUGCAGACAUUCACCAUCGAGCAAGGUUCCACCAUGGACCGGAAGAUCGGAAGCUUCAACUUCCCCGCCGCGUCCAUCCCCUUUUUCCCCCUCAUUAUCAUGGCCAACCUGGUGCCCCUGUAUGACCGCAUCUUUGUCCCCGUCGCUCGUCGUUUCACAGGUCUCGACAGAGGCAUAACGUUUCUGCAAAGAAUUGGCAUUGGCCUCGUCCUAUCCGUGGUUUCAAUGAUCAUCGCAGCCGUUGUGGAGGUGAAGCGCACCGAUAAAGCCAAAGCCUACGGGCUUCUGGAGGACUCGCGAGCCACCAUCCCCAUGAGCAUCUUCUGGCUCGUCCCCCAAUAUUUCACCUUCGGGAUCGCUGACAUGUUCACAUUCAUCGGCGUGCUGGAGUUUUUCUACGAUCAAGCACCAGACAGCAUGCGCAGCACGAGCACGGGCUUCUCCUUCUGCACCAUCUCUCUUGGCUACUUCAUCAGCUCAGCCGUGGUGAGCAUCGUCAACAUGGCCACGAAAACUGAUUCCCACCCUGGUUGGCUCUCAGAUGACGUGCCCUUCAACCGGAAGAAGCUAAACUUGUUCUACUGGCUCAUGGCUGUGCUAAGCUUUGUGAACUUCGCUUACUUCCUCGUUGUGGCGCAUUUCUACAGAUAUAAGAAAUAUCCCAGUCCCAAAUUCAUGAACCCUGACGCCCAGCUACAGAAGAGUGCAACUCCUCCUGUCGACAGCGCAUGCGGAGUUGGAACAAAAGACCAAUCAAGACAACCUUGAUCUCUAACGAUGUGAGGAGUCGUUUCUUUGGGAUUUUACAGUCUUCCCAAAAUGUUCCAGUGUUGUCCAUAAAUUUCCCAAAAAAACUUGUACAUUGCACCCAAUCCACUGUUACCAUACCACUAGGUGCUCGACUUACACCUCGUAUUAGUAUAUGUAUACAUGUUGCCAUUCCGAAUUGGCAAAUCCCUCUACUCGUCAGAGGCCAUUGCACCAUCGCUUGCAACACACUUCUGAUCAUCCGAUUGUGAGCAAUGUUGGUGGAUGUGAAUUUGGCACCAAACUACCUAUGGCCAUUAGCAUUCAGAUUCCCAGCUUAUUAGAAGUUACAUGUCCAUGCUUAUCUUAGUAGAAAGCUAUUGAUAGUAACUCAAGGAUAAGAUCUUGAUUAACAGUCACCAGACGGUGAAAGUAACCAAUCACAAUAAUAUUUUGUGAGCAUAUAUAUUGUAUUGUUGAGAAAAUUAAUUCAAUUUGUUGCCUUUGCUAUUUUGUCUA
Physcomitrium patens is the source of this 4456-nucleotide messenger RNA. Lineage: Eukaryota; Viridiplantae; Streptophyta; Bryopsida; Funariales; Funariaceae. The record is from RefSeq and is a predicted model, not a curated record.